Molecule: messenger RNA, 2930 nt
Organism: Scatophagus argus
Lineage: Eukaryota; Metazoa; Chordata; Actinopteri; Scatophagidae
Gene: hoxb8a
Product: homeobox B8a
Exons: 2
Coding region: 581-1441 (286 amino acids)
Biological process (GO): regulation of transcription by RNA polymerase II
Cellular component (GO): nucleus
Molecular function (GO): RNA polymerase II transcription regulatory region sequence-specific DNA binding; DNA-binding transcription factor activity, RNA polymerase II-specific
Source: RefSeq, a predicted model, not a curated record
GAGAGUUAGAGAGAGAGCGAGAGAGAGAGAGAGAGAGAGAGAGAGAGAGGGAGGGAGAAAAAAAUAUGAAACAACUCAUUUGCAGAGGAGUAAAUCACGGAAAACCCGUUUGAGAGCGCGACAGGGCUCCCGCUUCCAGCGCUAACACCGGAAUUGUGAUGCGCACGAGCCCUUCCUCCUCUACUUCUCCCUCUUCUUCUCCUUCCUCUUCUUUUUCUUCUUCUUCGCUGGAGAUUUUAUGGAAUCGGUGUGAUUGUUGUUAUUGUUGUUGUGGUGGUUGUGGCUGUUACUGCUCUGGCUGGCUGCCGUUGCCGUUACUCACACCGCUCGUCUGUUGUGGCCGUGAGGGGAAACACCACAACAACGGUCACCGACACCGGCGGCAGACCUGCCUCACACUCUCUCUCUCUCCCUUCCCUCCGUCUCUUUCUGUGUGUCGGUGUUUUUCUGUCUCAAACCGCAAGACAGAAGCAGAAAAAAAGAAAACACAAUUGAAAGCCGCCGGUCGCUUCCUUCAGUCCCACUGUGACUCUGCCGAUCCGAACACACACUGAAACAACAAUAAACAACAACACAAAAGAUGAGUUCAUAUUUCGUCAACUCGCUCUUCUCCAAAUAUAAAAGCGGGGAUUCGUUACGUCCGAACUACUACGAGUGCGGUUUCGCACAGGACCUGGCCGGCAGCCGGCCCACCGUGGUGUACGGCCCGGGCUCCGGCGCCACCUUCCAGCACGCUCCGCAGAUCCAGGACUUCUACCACCACAGCGCCUCCACGCUGCCCAGCAACCCGUACCAGCAGAGCCCCUGCGCGGUCACAUGCCACGGCGAACCGGGUAACUUCUACGGAUACGACGCCCUGCAAAGGCAGACGCUUUUCGGGGCCCAGGACGCGGAUCUGGUCCAGUACAGCGACUGUAAGCUGGGAGGAGCGCAGGGGCUCGGCGGCGAGGACGCGGAGGGAACCGAGCAGAGCCCCUCACCGACGCAGCUGUUCCCCUGGAUGAGGCCGCAAGUAGCUGCGGGCAGGAGGCGGGGCCGGCAGACCUACAGCCGCUACCAGACCCUGGAGCUGGAGAAGGAGUUCCUGUUCAACCCCUACCUGACCCGGAAACGCCGCAUCGAGGUGUCGCACGCGCUGGCGCUGACGGAGCGACAGGUGAAGAUCUGGUUCCAGAACCGUAGGAUGAAAUGGAAGAAAGAGAACAACAAAGACAAGUUCCCCAGCAGCAAGAGCGAGCAGGAGGCAGUGGAGAGGGAGAGGAGGGAGAAGGAGCUGAGAGAGGGCGGCGGAAGUGGAGGCGGAGGAGGAGGAGGAGGGGGUGGAGAGGGAGGGGGUGGUGGUGGUGGUGGUGGUGGUGGAGGAAACUCGGUGGCGGCUACGGCGGGGUCACAGGCUCCCGUCAAUGGGGAUUGCUGCGAGAAAACCCACAAGCAAAUGUAGGGAGAAGCGGUGAAUUUAGGGGAGGGGGGAGGAAGAGCUGGAGGACUCUGACGCUGUAAAUGUUGGACAGGACGGGGUGAGGGUGGGUGGGGGGACUGUUUUUGUCUUAACUGAGGCCAUUGGACUGCUCCGCUGUCUCUACGAUCCAAUCGAUGGAAAGGAACUAAGUCUCCAAAAUGGCGACUGGUGAGCUGGACGGAAUGGACGGGCCUCGCGCCUCUGUCCAACUGUACAAACCGCGGGAAGAAAAAAAGAAAAAAAAGCAACGAAGCAAGAAAGUGAAUUACAAAAAAAUGACGAGGGUGGGGGUGGAUCAAUCAAACAAACAUAGUCUACUCUAGUGUUUAAAACAAACAAAAAAGAAAGAAAAAUGAUAGCUUCCUUUCUCUGUGGAACAAUUAUUGUGGAAACAUUUCUAUAUUGUUAGAAGUUUAUCAUUAACAACUUUAUCUUUGGCAGCUGUAUAGUUUUUAAGUUAAAAAUGAUGAUGGUGCACUUUUUACUGUACUUCUCACUUCUAUGUUGUUGUUGUUGUUGUUAUGGCAAUGAUUGAUGAUGAUGAUGACGAUGAUGAUGAUGACGUAGCAAUUAAUGAAAUUUCCAACAACAUGAAACUGCCUAUUUAUGCCGUUUUAGUAGGUCGGGUCUCUUUUUUACACACUCUAAUUGUCGUUUCUUGUUUUAGUUCGUUUUUUGAUCGAUGGUGUUUGUUUUAUGUUGUCUUCCUUUUCUCUUUUUUGGGUAAAAAGCAUGCGCACAGUGCAGAUUAAAAAAAAAAAAGAGAGAACAUUCAUAAAAAUAAAAAGGAGAAAAAAAUGUAAUAAAAAAAAUGUUGCGUUCUGCAUUUAAUGUCACGAGUCAGUGAUGGCUAUGGGAGGCUUGAUCUUAUCGAGUGUUUAACGUCUUUUCACUCGAUUAAUCAAGAAGCAGAGAGAAUUAUUGGUAUUAGUUAAUCCAUGGUAUCAUUAAAAAACUGUGGCGAAGAAAGGAUGAAUGAAUGCUUCUAUCUUUCCCCUUCUUUUCAUCCACACUUUCUCUCCGACUUGUCCCUCACCAUUCCUCCUCUCCUCUCACCUCUCUCUUUCCCUCCCUCCCUCUCCCUCUCCUCUCUGUACGCUCUUGUCAGCACCCAGACUGAUAAAACCGUUCAGUUCACGAGGCCAAGCAUUCAAGCCUCGACUCGGAAAUCUCCACUUAAAACAACAGACGCCGCCUCCCCUCACACCCUCACCCAUCCACUCUCUCUCACACACACACGCACAGACAAACACACACAAAAUCCACAUCCUAACAUCACGUUAUUUAUGGCCUGGUCCUCAUCCUCCACUUACAUUAUUACAGGCCUCUAUUUUCACCAUUACACUGUCUUCCAUCAUCAUCACGAUGAGGACCGAUUGUUUCCAUAUGGGCAGAUCAAACACGCUGAGCAUUCAUAUUUACACAUGCAUAUACUAGGCUAUAUAUCUUUAUGUACUGGACUUCAGCAUGU